AUGUGUCCAGUGCUACGCGUUGUCUUCUGUACCAUCCUGGUUCUUCUCGUUACCAACGGGUUUGUUACCGGCACGUUAAGUUCCCCGGUGGGGUGCGUGGGGUGUGAGCGAGCGGCAACUUCCUCGGGACCCGUGGCGGCCGCCUGGCGGGCCCAGGACUACCCCAGCCCGCUGAUGGAGUGGCAGCGGUGCGGUAGGAACCGUUCCUCGUACCUCUGCGACCCGGACGGUAUACUGCCACAAGAAGACGCCGCCAUUUUGGACAGCCUCCUCUUCAACCUGACGGUUCAGACGGGCUGCCCUUGCGGAAACAGGACGCACUGCAGCCGCUGGAGCGCGGACCACGUCACCUUCGCCAACGGCACGGACAACAGCUGCACGGCCAACGCAACCACGACUUCUUGCGACUCCUGUCGGGUCUGCAGCGACGACGGCGGGACGGUGCUGAACUGCAGUUCCUGCGUUUGUUCGGGUUCCUGUAACGCGGUGACGUCACGUUGCCAUAACAACAGCAAAGUGUGCCGGGAAGUGGCGGACAGAGGGGCGGGUUACGUCAUGACUGUGGUACUGAUGCGGAGGAUGACUCUCAUCACAUCCUCCUACAGUGAAACAGUAGACCUCGCCGCUAACCGGUACGCGGAUCACUUCCGGGACAGAUGGAGGCUCGGCAGGUGUGGAGAGGCCGUCGUGGUCGUCAUCUCCAUGGAGGAGCGACAGAUCUACACAUCGACCGAGAAAACGGCUGCCCGAAGACUCUCCGACCUUGACCUUGUCUACCUGUACCGCGAUUACGUCACGGAGGACUUCUGGACCGGAAACAUCACGCGGCGACUUCCGGUCCUGAUCCAACAGUUCAUGGUCAAGAUCAACACCCCGGAACCCCCGCGAAGACUGUUCGAGGUGUGGCUAGAGAGCUGGGGGAACUGGUUCCUGUUUGCGAUGGUCUGCCUGAGCAUUGCGUCCUGUAUCCUGUACAAACAUCGUCUGAAACUGUACAAGAACUUCCCCGCCUGCUGCCAAAAGAGGUGGCUCAAAGUGAAGAACAAAGGACGAAAGAAGAACCCGGUGACGGAAAGGUUUGAAGAGGAAGUGUUGACGUAUGAGGACACCAUCAGUGGCAUGAGGCUAGAAGAGUUACAGAUCAGAAAGAAUAGACGAGGAUUCGAUUGGUAGAUAAGCACUGGGGCAAUUUUGUUAACUGCGUACGCCAAGGUUUUGUUUUCAGGGGUUAGGGGGGAAUAGUGUAACAGACUGACGAGAAAGUCGAUUGGAUAUCAGAACUAGUUUCUCCUGGCAGUGAUUGGUGCAACCAUUGCUUCCUUC
Branchiostoma belcheri (Belcher's lancelet) is the source of this 1323-nucleotide messenger RNA. RefSeq lists its product as uncharacterized. NCBI's taxonomy places the organism in Eukaryota, Metazoa, Chordata, Leptocardii, Amphioxiformes, Branchiostomatidae. Bases 1 to 1173 code for a protein of 390 amino acids. The transcript has 5 exons. Gene Ontology annotation, cellular component: acetylcholine-gated channel complex. The record is from RefSeq and is a predicted model, not a curated record.